AUGGAGUUUGCAACGGGGGCGCUGGGCACCCUGCUUCCGAAGCUUCGCCAGCUGCUCAAGGAUGAGUACAACCUGCACAAGGGAGUCAAGAAGGACAUCGAGUUCGUCACAAGAGAACUAGAGAGCAUUCGCGGCGCCCUCCGCGAUGUCGGAGAGGUGCCACAGGAGCAGCUUAAAGAAUCUGUCAAGAUUUGGGCUCGGGAUGUUCGGGAGCUCUCCUAUGACAUGGAGGACAUAGUUGACACCUUCCUUGUGCAUGUUCAGGGCUCUGAGCCUCCCAGCAAAAGGAGCAUCAAAAGAUUCAUCAAGAAGAUGACAAGUAUUGUGAGCAAGGCCAAGACACGUCAUGAGAUCGGCCAAGAGAUCAAGGACAUCAAGGAGCGUGUCAAGGAUGUGGCCGAGCGACGGGACAGGUACAAGGUUGAUUCUAUUGCUCCUACCAAAACCUCAGUGGACCCUCGCAUAACAGCUCUGUACACUAAAGCGGCUAGCCUUGUUGGCAUUGAUGAGCCAAGGGAAGAGCUGAUAUCGCGGUUGACAAGAGAACAUGGUGGCAUGUCGUCUGCUGAACAAAGGAUAGUCUCUAUUGUUGGCUUUGGAGGACUAGGCAAGACAACGCUUGCUAAAGGAGUUUAUGACAAGCUUAAACCGCAAUUCAAUUGCACGGCUUUUGUAUCAGUGUCUCGUGAUCCGGACAUUAUGAAAGUUCUGAAGGACAUUCUUUAUGAGCUUGACAAGAAAGAGUACAAGGACAUCCACAACACCGCAUUGGGUCAACAGCAUCUCACCGAUCUUGUCCAUGAAUUCCUCAAAAAUAAGAGGUACCUCAUUGUUAUAGAUGAUAUAUGGGAUACAGAACCAUGGGAGAUAAUAAGAUGUGCUCUACCUGAGAAUGUCCUGAAAAGCAGAAUAAUCACAACUACACGCAUAAUUGAUGUUGCUGAGCAUGUUGGCGGUUGCUACAAGCUGAAACCUCUUACUCACCACAACUCCAAAAUGUUAUUCUAUGGACGGAUAUUUGGCUCGAAAGCGAUUGUCCUAAACAGUUUUCUGAUAUACUGGAUAUGCUGGCGAGCUCCCAAGGGAGAUAGGGAAGCUACAGUUUUGCAGACAUUGGACUUCCAAGGAACUUGUAUAAAAGAAGUGCCAUUGAGUAUCUUCAGGCUGAGACAAUUAAUGAGCCUUGAUGUUGGGGACAGUUCAAGGCUGCCAACCACAAGUGGGUUGAGAAAUCUAUCAUCUCUGGAGCAGCUACACAUGAAUGUGGAUUCUACAAACAUUGCAGAAGAGCUGGGCCAUCUGACGCAACUGAGGGUGCUAUGGGUUAUGCUCAGAAAUUACAAGGAAGGCAGAUGGGAUGAAAGCAUGUGCAGAGUUCUGUUGGGGUCCCUUGGCAAACUACACAAAAUCCAAACUCUAAAAGUAGUAAUCUCAGAUGACGUGGAAGUUGAUCUUGAACGCUCAGUGGACUCCCUGUGGAAUCUAUCUCGGCUUGUUAUUUAUGGAACCAGUCGGUUGCCGACAUGGAUCGAUCCCGCGUCAUUUCUCCUCCUAUCCUACCUGCGCAUAAAGGUGGGUCAAGUUAGAAGUGAGGACAUCCAAGUCCUCUGCAUGCUGCAGGCUCUUCGUGUUCUGGACGUGAAAGUGGCUGGCGCCAAACAAGUGUUUGAAAGGUUCAUGAUUAGGGCAGAUGCCUUCCCAUGUUUGACGCGGUGCAAAUUCUCUGGGUUUUCAACGGUGCCAUCUAUGUUCCCACCUGGAGCUAUGCCCAUGCUUCAACGUUUUCAAUUCUAUAUCCGAGCAGAGGAUUUCGGGGAUAGUGAAUUUACUGUUGACGACCUGACCAUAAGCCACCUUCCGUCCCUUCGUACAGUUCGGGUUCACCUUGAUGGAGACGAGACAGUCAGUGAUGAGUUGGCAAUGAAAGUAAAAGAUGCGCUGAGGAACGAGGCACGUGCCCACCCCAACCAUCCUGAAAUUUGUAUGGGAAUUGAUGGCCAAUGGAUCCUGCUUUGCAUAGCUUCUCUUGGUUCUAUAACCAUGUACAGUGUACCUCAUGCAUAUUGCAGUUUGUUCGAAGUUGGAGAAGCGACUGGGCCACCAGAGACGACAAGAGGACUGGCAGGCGUUCCUAGAGAUGGUGGCGAACUUCAAGAUGAAGUCGUCCAUGCAGAGGGCGUUGCUAGAGAUGGUGACCACCUUCAACAUCCGCACCGCGGCAUCGUCAAGAAACCUCCACUGUACCUCAGCACCGACCACAUGCGCCGCGACGAAGUCACGCACGGCUGCUUCGUCGACGCCUCCCUCGUGCGAAACCUAACGUUCGUGUUGGACCGGCUUAACUGCAGUUGUGCCACAAACAACAGAUUUCCCGCUUUGGACCACCACCUGGCUGACGUUGUUAAAACAAGCGAGAAAUUGAUCGAGUGUAAAGAGCAACUUACUAACCUCGGUGCUCGCUAUCUAAGUCCAUAUAUGAGCAAAACAGCACCAGCAGCUCAUCUCCUGGCUUCCAGCAAAACAGCACCAGAGAGCAAAACUCGAGCAGCAGCUCAACUGAAAAAAUGCUCUCAACGAUGA
Molecule: messenger RNA, 2580 nt
Organism: Miscanthus lutarioriparius
Lineage: Eukaryota; Viridiplantae; Streptophyta; Magnoliopsida; Poales; Poaceae
Source: the annotation of a GenBank genome assembly